Cotesia congregata is the source of this 820-nucleotide messenger RNA. The record is from the annotation of a GenBank genome assembly. Lineage: Eukaryota; Metazoa; Arthropoda; Insecta; Hymenoptera; Braconidae.
AUGUCUUCGGAUAUAGAAGAAACUCCUUUCUUAGAAGAUGAAGAAGCGGAAUUAAUUAAAGAAGUUUCGCGAAUGAACCCAGAAGAAUUGCGAAAAUUAAAAAAUGAAUUAGGAACUAAAAUUUUCAAUAAAAUAAUUCAAAAAAAGAACUCUACAAAGCCUAGUGGUAAGUAUCGUGUUCCUCAACCCAGAGCUCGGAAUGACGAUGAUCGACCUGUCGAAGUAUCAGCUAAGAGAAAAGUACCACCGCUAAUGAAUGUGGUACCUGUGAAGAAACCCGUCGCCAGAGAUCCUAGAUUUGAUAAACUCUGCGGAGAAUUUAAUGAAAGAGCGUUUAAGAAAUCCUACAGUUUUGUCAGUCAGCUGAAAGAGAAUGACAUUAAAGCACUGAAGAAAGAGUUGAAAAGGUUAGAGAAUCAGCUGAGAGAAGAACGUAAGGUACAGAAACAUAAGGAAGCAGAAGAGGCUGAGAAAAAACAAAUUGCUGAAGCUAUUAAGAGAGGAGAGCAACCUAUGUCAGCUGACUUCACUGAGAAGAAAAUCAUUGAUCUGGUUUCACAAUACGAAGAGUUGAAGAGUUCCGGUAAAUUACAGAAACAUAUAGAAAGGUUGAAGAAGAAACGACUUAGUAAAGAUAGAAAGAAAGGAUUAAGUCAUGAUAAUAAUGAAGAUAAUGAUGAUGAUGAAUAAAUGUAAAUUUUAUAUUGCAAAGUGUUAAAAAAAAAUUUUUUUUUAUUAUAAUAAAUCAAAGAAUAUAAUUUAUUAUUUAUAAAAUAAAAAAUUUAGACUAUUUAUUUAACAUGACAUAAAAAUUAUUUUG